Molecule: messenger RNA, 1601 nt
Organism: Tripterygium wilfordii
Lineage: Eukaryota; Viridiplantae; Streptophyta; Magnoliopsida; Celastrales; Celastraceae
Product: expansin-like A1
Exons: 7
Coding region: 564-1319 (251 amino acids)
Cellular component (GO): plant-type cell wall; extracellular region; plasmodesma
Source: RefSeq, a predicted model, not a curated record
ACCUGUUCCGGCAAGGAAAGUGCGAAAUUGACACAGAAGGAAUUUCCAAGGCCUACAAACUGAAGGCUCCUCAUAUCCAUCCGGACAAACGGCCCGAAUGUCAAUAUCAAAUUCCAGAAUCUCAAGGAUGAGGCUGCCCGUAAGCGUUACGAUGAUCUCUUCCUCCUGAAGCAUAGAAGUAGAAGAGCAAAGUUGCUUGGAUGAUUUUGUCAACGGGUGUCCCCGUGUGAUGACCUCGAAUGGCUGCCGCUGGCGGGAAGUGCAUUUGAAAUCUGAAUAAUCUGCAUAAACUCCACAAGGAUUAGGAGAUUUUAUAGCUGCUGCAGUUGAAUCAAAAUGGGUUGCUUGAAAGUGUGGAAGAAUACUCCGUUUGAGAAUCAGCUGAAACAGGAUUUUGAUGCCACUUAGGAAAGGCAAAUUGAGUUUAUGCCUGUUAAUCGUCCAGUAGUACAAGAAGAGGCAUAUGCCAUAUAAGAAGAGGUUUCACAUUCAUCUCUUGUAAGAAAGCAGAAAGCUAGUGAAGUAAAGCACAACCAUUGCUUCUCCUUCCAUCCGAUCCCAUCAUGCACAGUCUGGGCAAAACAAGAAUGGCUACUCUCUUUCUUUAUUCUCUCUUCCUUAUUUUCUCAACUGCAAGUAGUGUAAAAUAUUGUGGACGCUGUGUAUUCCAAUCCAAAGCUGCUUACUUCCCCAAAACAGCUGAUAUUCCAUUCAAGCAUGGGGAUUGUGGGUAUGGUCCCAUGGCCUUAGGCUUCUACAGUGGACACAUUGCAGCCGCUAGUCCUUCACUUUUCAAAGAUGGAGUUGGUUGUGGAGGAUGCUUGCAGGUCAAAUGCAAGGACCCAGUUGCUUGUGGCAAGGGAGUUGAAGUAGUCUUGACUGGCCUUCAAAACAAAACGAAUACAGACUUGGUUCUCAGCAGCAGAGCCUUCAGGGCCAUGGCUAAGAAGGGCAUGGACAAAAACCUUUUGAAACGUGGUACUGUGGAUGUGGAAUAUAAGAGGAUACCAUGUGUAUACAAGCAUCAUAAUGUAUCACUUCGUGUGGAGGAAUCCAGCUCCCAACCAAAUCGGUUGGCAAUCAAGGACGGGCAUCCAUCUUGGGUUUCAUUCGAGAGGAAAUAUGGGGCAGUAUGGGAGACGAGUGAUGCACCAGCUGGUGUGCCGAUUGGUCUUCGAUUUUUCGUGAUACAAUUUGCAAGCAGGAGAUUUUACCAUGCAGAAAAUGUGAUUCCUGCUAACUGGAAAGUUGGGAAUAUCUAUGACACGGGAUUUCAGAUUGAUGACAUUAUGUACGAUCAGUGCUUUCCAUGCAGUUAAUGCUACGGGAUGGAAAUAACAAUAAUGUGGUUCUGUCACUUGCAUAGGAAAGAGUGAUUUUUCUAAGGGAAGGAUAAGAUGUAUGCAGGAAUCUACGGAUGGAUUAAACAGAAAUAAACAAUUUUGGUAACAUAGUUGGUUUGAUGUAUUUUCCUCUUUUUUGGAUCCAUAGAUAAGUUUCUCUCUUUUGUUUUUUUCCCCCUGUAACUUGAACCCUCUUGAGUCUUGAGUCUUGUCUGGUUUGUGGUUUGCAUUUCAGCUUUAAUAAACAAAUUUGAGAUA